Messenger RNA from Symbiodinium necroappetens, 184 nucleotides. The record is from the annotation of a GenBank genome assembly. Lineage: Eukaryota; Dinophyceae; Suessiales; Symbiodiniaceae.
GCUGAACAGGUAUCUGCACCCCUACUGGCCUUUGGUGCUCUCCACGGUCGCCAUCCCACUUGCGGAGCUACCCCAGUGUGGCACGGAGGAGUAUGUUGUGGAGCUGGGCCUCGAGACGGAGGAACCGAUUGGCUGCGACUUUGUGGACGCGGACACAGGGCGAUCCAAACCAUACUACCAGUAA